GUAACUUUAAGCUGACGCCCUCAGCGAAGAGGAGCUGUUCACAGGUUUCACCGCUCUGGACUUCACACCGUUAUUAUUGGUGAACGAGUGAGGAGCAGUGGAGGAGAAAGAGCAGGGAAACUGAGGACAGCCUCGGGAUCAAAGAGCUGAUCUGUCUGAGUUUAGAGGAACAUCAGCUCAGAGGGAAAAAGCUCUCCCACCAUAAAAGUCCAGGCCGAGAGCCGAAGCACCACAGGAGGCUCGGAGCUUUGAAAGUUAUUCUCAACAACUCCAACACUCUGGAGCACUGCGAUAUAUUCGCCUAUAUAGACGACUGCUUUGAUAGAGUCAUCAUGAGCAAGUCAAAUAAGACGCCAUCCACCAAGAGGAGCCGGCCCGAAGAAUCCCCAGGAGCGGCCAGCCCACAUACCAGCAGCACGGUGGAAGUUCUGGAGUCCAUUAAUAACAAGCUCUCCAGAUUCGACGCUCGCCUGGCUCUAGUGGAAAUACUCCACCAAGAGUUUCAGGCCCUGCGGGAGUCUAUGGAGUUCAGCCAGCAGCAGGUUGAAUCACUCGCUGCAGAAAACGCGGUUCUAAGAGAGUCGGUGAAAUCGCUCACCGAGGGAAUGACCCGGCUCUCGGAGGAAAACAAAAAAAUUAAAGAAACGGUUCUUGAUCUCCAGUCCCGCAGCAUGAGGGACAACCUAAUUUUUGCAGGAAUCCCGGAGAAGGCAGACGAAGACCCGGUAAGUACAGUAAAGUCAUUCAUACAAACUCACCUAAAACUUCCAGAGGACACCGUUAAAAACAUCGGCUUCCACCGCGUUCACCGCCUGGGGGGUAAACGGCCGGAUGCGCGAAGACCCAGACCGAUCGUGGCUAAGUUCGAACACUUCCAACAUAAAGAGCUGUUAAAGAGCCGCGGCCGGGAACUGAGAGGAACGGACUUUAGUUUAAACGACCAGUUCCCCAAGGAGAUCCUGGAGCGACGCAAGGUCCUGUUCCCCAUCCGUAAACGUUUCAUCCAAGGAGGCUCCCGAGCCGUCAUUGCAGUGGAUAAACUGUACGUUAACGGUCAACUCUACCGCGACAUUAAUAUCACACCAUGGCUGUACUAAUCAGGUGAUCUGUACCAACACCGACGCCUUUAUCCGAAUACUUUAACAUAUCACCUUUCCACUAGUAUAAUACGACAUGUCUAAAAAAAAAUCAUUAAUGCCGGUUUAAUAAGCAGAGUGCCUUAAAUAAUUUAAAUGUUUUCUUCUUCCUUAAGAUGUAUUUGUUUUCCCUUUUUUUGUUACUGUUGUUGUAUGUGCACUUUCAUUUUACGUAUCACCUUUUUUUCCUCCCCCUCUCUCUUUCAAUACCCACACAGCGAUUUGUUCAUUCACUUUAAGCGAUUUGUUCACACACACACACACACAUACAUACAGGCAUAUCUAACAGACACACACAGAGACACACAGCACACACACACACACACAUACAUACAGGCAUAUCUAACAGAUACACACAGAGACA
Molecule: messenger RNA, 1500 nt
Organism: Pygocentrus nattereri (red-bellied piranha)
Lineage: Eukaryota; Metazoa; Chordata; Actinopteri; Characiformes; Serrasalmidae
Exons: 3
Coding region: 333-1097 (254 amino acids)
Source: RefSeq, a predicted model, not a curated record